Messenger RNA from Salpingoeca rosetta, 615 nucleotides. RefSeq lists its product as uncharacterized. The record is from RefSeq and is a predicted model, not a curated record. The transcript has 7 exons. Gene Ontology annotation, biological process: regulation of DNA-templated transcription. Lineage: Eukaryota; Choanoflagellata; Craspedida; Salpingoecidae. Bases 1 to 615 code for a protein of 204 amino acids.
AUGGCGGAGAAGAAUGUGGUGCACAAGCGCAUCGUGUAUGGAAACACGGCACACAUCAUUGAACGAUCGCCAGACUCGCCACACACGCACGAGUGGAAGCUUUACGUCCAAAGCGCAACCAACGAGCCACUGGAGAACUUUGUGAAGAAGGUGACAUUCACGUUGCACCCCAGCUUCAAACCCCCAACACGAGUCGUGGAUAAGCCGCCCUUCCAAGUUGUGGAGAAUGGCUGGGGCGAAUUCGAGGCACAAAUCAAAAUUCAGUUCCACCCAACAACCCUCAAGUCGAUGACGCUUCGACACAUUGUGCGGCUGUUCCCGAGCGACAAAACCAUCACCGCCGACGACAACUCCGUUGUCGCGGAGAGCUUUGACGAGCUGGUGUUUUCCAACCCUUCUGAUUCCAUGGCCAAGUACCUCAACAAAGAGCCGAGCCCCAUGCUGCAGCCCCGCGCUCGUGAUUAUGCCGCAGUGGAAACGCAGCAGCUGAAGGCAAUACAGGCGGCGAAAGCAGACUUGGAGGCGCAAAUGGCAGCCGUACAAAAACAGCACAAGGCUUUGGAAGAGGAAUCGGUUGCCUUGAAUCAAGAGCUGGCACAGUUGCAGCGUGAAUGA